UCCAAGUGAUAGCACCACUAAGAACAAAUUCAAGAGAUCAACUAGAGUAACACUUGUAACAUACUCUCAUGAACUAUGAGAAUAGACUUCGACUAUAGUUGUGGUUGGAACAAAUUCUUACUGAAUUUAGGGGGAUUUUGGCCAAAACGUCAGUCGUCUUUUAUCGGAAAGCACUGGCCGCUGAUAAAUGCUGCCUUGGUUUUCGUUGUCAUAAUUAUCCCCCGAUUCGCUGCUAUGUCCUUAUUCUGGAAUGAAGUUGACGCAUUCGUUCAAUCUUUCACGACUCAACUGGCAUUUAUGUCCGUGUUCUUUAAAUUAAUAGUAUUACAACUGGGAAAUCAAGUUCUAGUUGAUUUAACAUCAAUGAUGGAAGCGAACUUAUCAGUGGAAUUAACAAAGCAGCAGUACGCUCCUGUAUUCAAAGCUGCCAAAUUCGGCAGGACUAUUUCCACAAUCGUGGCACUCAGUUUCGUCUGUGUCGUCAUCACUGGUGUCAUCUCACUGAAAUUGUAUCAUUUGGACAGCCUCUACAUAAAGAACCCCGAUCCCCGGCUGUCAGUCGACUUUUUCUUCGUAGCUUACAUGCCAUUUGACACCACCAAUAUUGUCAGCUACGCCACAAUAUUCUUGUUGCAACUUUAUGUGUCCGUCAUGUCGACUGGGAUUCAUCUCAUCCUAGACAGCUUUGUCGUAAUGCUCAUACUUCAUGUUUGCGGACAACUGGAGCUCAUCCAGCUGUCGCUAACCCAAUUGGGGGGAAAUGUGGCUCAAGAUCGGAAGCGCUUUCAGGCAGUUCUGAAGAGCAUUGUGAGAAAGCAUCAAUCCGUUUGUCAGUUUGUCAACGAUCUCGAAAAAUUAUUCAAUUUCCCGUGGUUCGUUGAGCUAGUCAGUUGUACUCUGAUGUUUUGUUUUCAGGGGUAUAAUGUGUUGAAGCUUCUGCAUAAUGACCAGUCCGGUGUCUUCCAAAUAGGCUUCAUAAUUUUCUCAACAUUUGGUAUACUGACGCAGUUUCUACUCAACUGUUGGGCCGGCGAGUGUCUCAUAUCACAGAGUUCAAAAGUUGGAUAUGCAUUCUACUGCAGUAAAUGGUAUGAAUUACGCCCCUCCGAAGCUCGUUCACUGAUGAUAAUGGGUUUUCAAAAAACACGACCAUUGAAAUUAAGUGCAUGGAAAUUUUCCACACUAUCUGUCAAGCUUUUUCUCCAGGUGAUGAAAACCUCGUUCAGCUAUCUGUCCGUGUUACUGGUAGUGACAGAUUUUUAGGAUGAGUAAAUCACCGAUGACCAUGUACUAUAAGAGAAUAUUGUGAUAGCGAAACUAAUGAUUGCGAUGACGAAAUAAAAUCGAGCAAAAUUCAGUUUUAAAAAUUCUGAUGGAAAAUCGCGAUUGAAUAAGUUGUAUGUAAAAUUCACCAUCCGCCGCAGGUCAUAAUACUCAAUCGAAACACAAUUGUUUAGAUAAAUCGUGUGGGCACAUCGAGAAAAAAAUUGGAAAGCACUGUCAAUUUCCUAAUAUCAUGUCAAAGAUUGUGCGUAUUCUGAAUUCAACAGUUAUCAAAUCCAUUGACGAAUUCCUUAAAGAAUGUGAACUGAAAAUAUAACUAGGCCUAAGAAU
This is a messenger RNA of Diachasma alloeum, 1614 nucleotides long. It is a transcript of the gene Or22, whose product is annotated as odorant receptor 13a. The record is from RefSeq and is a predicted model, not a curated record. Gene Ontology annotation, biological process: sensory perception of smell; detection of chemical stimulus involved in sensory perception of smell. The transcript has 7 exons. Bases 76 to 1263 code for a protein of 395 amino acids. NCBI's taxonomy places the organism in Eukaryota, Metazoa, Arthropoda, Insecta, Hymenoptera, Braconidae. Gene Ontology annotation, molecular function: odorant binding; olfactory receptor activity. Gene Ontology annotation, cellular component: plasma membrane.